This is a messenger RNA of Stegastes partitus (bicolor damselfish), 2053 nucleotides long. RefSeq lists its product as uncharacterized. Gene Ontology annotation, molecular function: beta-catenin binding; calcium ion binding; cadherin binding. Lineage: Eukaryota; Metazoa; Chordata; Actinopteri; Pomacentridae. The record is from RefSeq and is a predicted model, not a curated record. The transcript has 6 exons. Gene Ontology annotation, cellular component: membrane; catenin complex; adherens junction. Gene Ontology annotation, biological process: multicellular organism development; adherens junction organization; calcium-dependent cell-cell adhesion. The annotation marks the transcript as partial.
GAAAUGAGGGAAACAUUUUCCAGAUUGACGAGGAAACAGGAAACAUCACGAUGACUAAAGCUGCUGAUAUUGUCGGACCAAUAACCCUCACAGUUCUGGCGUCGCAGGUGACCAACAGAGAUCAGUUUGCAGUGACACAGGUGACCAUCGAGGUGAUGAAGAAGAGCAGGAACCCUCCUCGCUUUGAGAAGGAGCGAUAUGAAGGAUUUAUCUACAGCAACUCGGUCCCGGAGAGCAUGAUCCUUCGAGACCGGAGCACCAACCGGCCCUUCAGGGUCCGAGCCCGAGACGAGGACUUCGCCGGCGGCGUGAAUCCAGAUGUGAAGUAUGAGGUCCAGUACAGCAGCUAUGUCAACGUCACCUCGGACGGUUUUGUGAUCCUGAAAAGAGUUGUGAAGACGGAGUCCUUCGCACUUCAGCUCCGAGCAGUGGACGCGACGACGGGGGAGUCUGGAACUGCAGCGCUCUCUGUUCAGGUGAUACCAGCUGUGGCCAUCCCAUCGCCCUCAAACAUCGGCUAUCGUCCAGGCGACAUGGCGCUCCUGGGUCUGAUCAUGGCGGCUCUGCUGGUUCUCUGCCUCAUUGUGAUUGGCUUCCUGAUUUCGCGCUUGUGGAAAGGAAACGCGAGCAUGGACAAACUAUGCGAGUGCCUGGGCCCCUGUCUGCGGUCCGACCAGCCCCGGUCCGGUCACAGGGACUCGCUGCAGUACACCAACGACGGCUUCCAGAACGAGGCCGACCCGGGCCGAGGGGGAACCAGGCGCUGGAACAACGUCAUGCCCAGACGCAGCACCUUCCCCCAGCCUCGAGGUCGGGUCAUCCCCAUGGACAGACGGAGCCGCCACUGCUCCUCCUGCGGCGUCUACACCAACCACGUCCCCAAGGGCAGCCCCUCGGCCAGACCCUCCAGGAGGGGCAGGGGAGACGGGGACGAGUACAGCAUGAGGUCCAUCCUGACCAAGCAGCGGAGGAGGGAGGGCCAGAAGACGGUGUGGUUCAAGGAGAGCGAGGACUCCUCGGACAUCGAGGUGGAGAUUAUCCCCGACACCGUGGGCCGGGUGGAGGAGGAGACGGAGGAGGAGCUGGAGGGGGAGGUGGAGAUGGAGGGUGUUGUCAGAGAUCCGGCUGCCCCGCUGAGAGAGUCCGACGGCGGGCAGGAGAGCCAGAGCACGGAGUCCGGCGAGGAGCAGGACUCUGGAAACGGCAGCUUAGAAAAGGAGAAGGGAAACCAGGAGGAGGAGCGCUGACAGCAGAGGUCAGACUGGACACGAGCAGAACGCUGUUUGUUUUCUUGUCACUUUGGAUUCUGCAGCCUCCAGCAGAGGCCUCAGCAGGCCAGGAUGACACGGCAAACAUCUCUGAACAACUGCCAAACCUCAAGAAGGAUCCAAAAAGUAUUUAUCUUCUACUGUGAGUAUCUUAGAAUACAGAGUCAGUGGGCAUAACUUCAUAUGGAACAGUUCUAAGCAAGGAUACACCACAAGCUCUAUAACACCUGUACCGAGGUGACAUGUUUUCCUGGUUCUGGAUAUCGUUUAUGGUCAUAAUAACAACAUACUCACUCAUCUCUAGUGCUUCAGUAGAAGGCACAUUUAAUUUAUAUUCGGUCCUCUUGUCCAAGAAGCUUUCACUGUUCUGACAGGUGGAGAACUGAGGCUGCUUCUUCUCAUCCUCAGCUUGUAUGACGUGAGUUGUGAAUGGUUGGUGAAAGAGUCUGGGAAGUCAGGACUGCACUCAAACUAGUGUCCUUCACCUUUAGAUGCAGAUGGUGAAUCUCGUCUGGACAAGAUGUUCUCCUGAGUUGACUGGCUGUGUAGUCUCUCCUGUGAGCUCCUCAGACUGCACAGACAACACUGCUCAGCUCGUGUUUGGAUGUUUUAUUCUCAACCAAUUUGUGUCUUUUUUUUGAGUCUCAAGUGCACUGGGAUGUUGUGUUUUGGAAAAAAUCCUUCUAAGUUUUUCAGAAAAUCCAGCUACACAAGAGGUACCACAUUGAUCUGCCUGCCAUCCAUCUCUGUUUGAUGAUGUGCUGGUUUUUCAGCAUCUCUUACAU